Molecule: messenger RNA, 591 nt
Organism: Aplosporella prunicola CBS 121167
Lineage: Eukaryota; Fungi; Ascomycota; Dothideomycetes; Botryosphaeriales; Aplosporellaceae
Exons: 1
Coding region: 87-395 (102 amino acids)
Source: RefSeq, a predicted model, not a curated record
CAAGCCAUGGCGGAUGCCCUGUGCAUGUAUUACUCGUGAUCGGCCUCGAAGGAGCCGCGUGGAUUCGACAUUAAAAGGAGAUCAAGAUGUCCAGAUCGAAAAGUGUUCGCGCAAAGCCUCCGGUGCCUUUCAGGAUGCGCCGGGGAGCCUCGGGAUCUGAUUUCGCGCAUCCCCGCAGACCCAUCCAACAGCCCCAAAGGCCCCAAAAGGCCCCGGCCCCCAACCGGGCCAGGCAGCAUUUGCCAAAGUGGUCCACACGGCGUCCCCGACGCCUUUACUUCGCACGCCAAAUUCAGGGUCUGCCUGGCGCCGCGGGCACUGCUUCCGCCACACAAGUGGCCCCUGUGGCCCCACGAUGCAUCGGACACUGCCCCGUCCUGCUCCACCUCGCGUAGAUUAUUCCAUUGCUUCGAAAAUUGCCAGUCGUCGGGAGACGGCUCAACGGCGCUGAGUCUAUUGCUCCCCCUAUCCCAUUGCUGCCAAUGCCCGCUCGAACGUCGCCACCAGCUCCGCCGUAUCCUCAAGUCCAACGCUGAACCUGACUAGAUUAGCCUCCACACCGUAAGAGGCCGCCUACAUGGCAUUAGCGAA